ACAGAAUGCAAUAUCUAGCAACACAAGGAAAAGAAGGAAAGAGAUAAAGAGUGAUGCCAGUCGCAAGCUGAUGUCACGCGUUUUUUCAUUCUUGCAUCGUGUCUCUUUGAUACUUCUCGCGCUUUCAUAUUCGUGAGACGCUGAAGCUUCUAUAUAUGGUCAAGUAGUGCCUUGAAACGUGAAUACGGACAGUUAUAAAAGUUGAACCGGUCAAGUCGUUGUCGAGUUGGAAAGCUCUUCUUUUAGCGAAUGGAGAGUGUACUUCAGCAGACAGUGAUAGAGGUUGCUAGUCAUGUUGAGCAACAAUUGGAUGCGGAAUUAGAGAAAUUAGAGAAUUUGGACAUAAAUGAUUAUGAAAAAAUACGUGCAAAUCGAUUGAAUGAACUCAAACGGAUGCAAAAACAAAAACAGGACUGGCUAGUUCUGGGUCAUGGAGAAUAUUCAGAAAUAUAUGAUGAGAAAGAGUUCUUCGAAGUAUCUAAGAAGUCAGAAAAUAUAGUUUGUUUAUUUUAUAAAGAUGAUUCUCAACGAUGUAAAAUAGUGGACCAUCAUUUUAAGAUUCUUGCGAAAAAACAUAUUGAAGCAAGAUUCUGCAAGUUAAAUGUUGAAAGAUGUCCAUUUUUAACUGAACGAUUGCGGAUUAGAAUUAUACCUACAAUUGCAUUAAUUGUGAAUGGUAAAACCAAGGACUACAUUGUAGGAUUUACUGAAUUAGGUAAUUGUGAUGAUUUUUCUACAGAAACUCUACAAUGUCGUCUUGCACAAUCAGGUGUGAUAAAUUACGACGAUGAUCUACAAUCUUCUGAACCUGGCAAGAAGUCAUUUAUAUUUAGACCUCAAAAACCUAAAACCAUCAAGGGACAUAGUUCAGAUGAUUCUGAUGAUGAAUAAGACUAUAUCCAAAUAUGAAAUAUUUACAUAUAUAUUUAUUCACAUUUUCUUCAUGUAUCAAAUUUAAUCAUUAUAUUGCUUUCUUCAAUAGUAAGUUGAAUAUCUGUUAUAAUAAAAUUUAUAAAAUCCAUAUUUCAAUGCUCCUGUUAUA
Harpegnathos saltator (Jerdon's jumping ant) is the source of this 1042-nucleotide messenger RNA. Its product is annotated as thioredoxin domain-containing protein 9. The record is from RefSeq and is a predicted model, not a curated record. The transcript has 4 exons. The coding region runs from base 250 to 891 and encodes 213 amino acids. Lineage: Eukaryota; Metazoa; Arthropoda; Insecta; Hymenoptera; Formicidae.